CUUUGUGAUUUAUAUUUCUGCAGGUUUCUCGGUUGCUAGGUGCUUUCAAAAACCAAAAAAAGGUGACCAGAAGUUUUGGUAAUGCUGUACAAACAGUAACUUUAAUCCCAGGAGAUGGCAUAGGACCUGAGAUUUCUGCUGCUGUCAUGAAGAUCUUUGAUGCUGCCAAAGCUCCUAUUCAGUGGGAAGAAAGGAAUGUUACAGCUAUCCAAGGACCAGGAGGGAAGUGGAUGAUACCCCCAGAUGCCAAAGAAUCCAUGGAUAAAAACAAAAUGGGAUUAAAAGGGCCUUUGAAGACCCCCAUUGCCGCAGGGCACCCCUCCAUGAACCUGCUGCUGCGCAGAACCUUCGACCUCUACGCCAACGUGCGUCCCUGCGUGUCCAUCGAGGGCUACAAAACCCCCUACACGGACGUGAACAUCGUCACCAUCCGCGAGAACACCGAGGGCGAGUACAGCGGCAUCGAGCACGUGAUCGUCGAUGGGGUUGUGCAGAGCAUCAAGCUGAUCACAGAGGAAGCCAGCAAGAGGAUCGCAGAGUUCGCUUUCGAGUACGCCAGAAACAACCAGAGGAGCCACGUCACGGCUGUGCACAAGGCAAAUAUUAUGAGAAUGUCUGAUGGGCUUUUCUUGAGAAAAUGCAGGGAGGCAGCAGAAAACUGUAAAGAUAUUAAAUUUAAUGAAAUGUAUCUGGAUACUGUGUGUCUGAAUAUGGUUCAAGAUCCAUCACAAUUUGAUGUGCUUGUUAUGCCAAACUUGUACGGUGACAUCCUCAGUGACUUGUGUGCUGGGCUGAUCGGGGGCCUGGGAGUGACACCCAGUGGGAACAUCGGGGCCAACGGAGUGGCCAUUUUUGAGUCGGUUCAUGGAACAGCACCAGACAUUGCAGGCAAAGACAUGGCAAAUCCAACUGCUCUCCUCCUGAGUGCUGUGAUGAUGCUGCGUCACAUGGGACUACACAAACAUGCCACAAAAAUAGAGUCAGCUUGCUUUGAUACCAUUAAAGAUGGAAAGGUCUUGACAAAGGACUUGGGGGGCAAUGCCAAGUGCUCGGAGUUCACAGACGAGAUCUGCCGCAGGGUACGGGACAAGGACUAAACUUCCCUCACCCCGACUCCUGGAGGACGUGUCACACACAGAGUACAUUAUGUGUAACUUGAUAUCCAUAUGCAGAUAGUUUGCUUAUCUCUUGAGAGCAAACUUUUUAGUUAAGGCCUCUCCAUUAAUAAAUUUAGUCCAAAUGGCUACAAACGAUGCUUGUGCCUGCUUUCAGUGGACUUUUCCAAGUGCUUUGUCUUAUUUAUUUUUUUUUUCUAUCUGGUGAACAUUUUUAUGUAAGUGAAUUCUUUUAUUGGCACUGUAACUGUCUACCAUUUUCCAUUUCAGUUAGAGGGUUUUACUUUCCACAAAGAAAAAUUAUGCAACUAUAAACCAGUAACAGAAGUAGUGAAAUGUAAAAGCACCUUAAUGGUUAAAACCUGCUUUAUUGGUCUUGCUGAAGUUGGAAAGGUUUCCAGCCUAACAGUAGCACAAGGUGACCUUCAGAAACAGAAACGGGUAUAAAAUAACUUAAAAUAGCAAUUUCAUGUUAAAAGCAACGAGAAAACCACAUUAGAUACUCUGGUGAUGAAAUAUAGCCCUGCCCACCAAAGGCAUGAAUAAAGAAGUACAAAAUUCUAGAGAUUUAAUCUAUUUGUGUACUUUAAAAAAGCCCACAACCAUUAACUAGCAAAGGGUGAGAAUUAACGCUGAAGCAAAGUUAUUUUUCAAAUCUAGAUACCACAAUAAUUCUUACAAGUUUUCCCUCUCUGAAAUACCCUUUCCAACGGAGUUCUAAUGAGGGUAAAUUAUAUAAAAUUACCUCGGCCGUAUAUUGUGAAGGGAAAGUAUUAACUUUGCAGAUUUAUCCUAGAUAUUUCAUGACUUCUGCUAGAAUGCUCUUUGUGUUGUAGCUUUCUGCAUAGUCUGUUCAGUGUGUUCUACUGUAUUGACUGGUAAUUUUAUCCAAAACUGAAUGUAAGGGACUAGUCCUAAAGGGAUUAAGACAGAUCAGCGGUUUGGCUCUGGUGCCUAUGUUCCAGAAAUACAUUUCAUCCCUAUUCAAGGGGAUCCAAGACUUAUUUUUUUCCUUGCUUUCUAAGCUUAACAGGUGCAAAAACAACUCUUCUCCCUCCCUCCUUCAUCACGUGCAGAUGGUCAUACGAGUCAUUCUGACCUGUAUGUCCAAAGGUAUCUUCCAUCAGUGCCCCCAACGAGAAAAUGUGUAUUUUAAAACUCGUUAGUAUAGCACAGGAUUAUCCCUACUGCCAGAACCAGGCUUCUUAAAGCUUAAUUCUAUUAAUAGAAAGUCACUAAGUGGAGUAAUAUCUAUUAAGACUGUUUUAGGCUGGUUGUUUCAGAGGUGAAAUCGUUUCUGAGUAACGUGGCUCUACAAAGUGAGCAUCCCAGCUUUUUUAUACAGUCUAACAACAUGUUGGAGGAGCUUUAUUCCUCAGGCACUCUGCUUUUGGUGAAUAGGGCAACAUUUCUUUCCGUGUUUUACAAGCUGCUGCUUCCUUGUUUCCUUCGGAUUAAUAUUGUCAAAGAACCUCUGAAUGACCAUUGCGCACAAAAUGGGGAAGAAUAAACUUUUCAAAGCCCU
Neopelma chrysocephalum (saffron-crested tyrant-manakin) is the source of this 2640-nucleotide messenger RNA. RefSeq names its product isocitrate dehydrogenase 3 (NAD(+)) alpha (gene IDH3A). Gene Ontology annotation, biological process: tricarboxylic acid cycle; isocitrate metabolic process. Bases 147 to 1097 code for a protein of 316 amino acids. The record is from RefSeq and is a predicted model, not a curated record. Gene Ontology annotation, molecular function: NAD binding; magnesium ion binding; isocitrate dehydrogenase (NAD+) activity. Lineage: Eukaryota; Metazoa; Chordata; Aves; Passeriformes; Pipridae. The transcript is spliced from 10 exons. Gene Ontology annotation, cellular component: mitochondrion.